GCUGUCCAAGGUCAUGUCCAACCCCAAGGCGAUGCAGCUGAUGCAAAAGGCGCAGGCGAACCCAAAGGUUCUGGCGGCGCUGCAGGACGUGCAGGCACAAGGCUUCUCGCCGGCGGCUCUCGCGAAGUACUCGUCGGACCCCGAGCUGAUGGCGCUGCUGACAGAGUUCCAGGAGGUGAUGCGGUGACGGGACGGAGGGCGAGGCGCGAAGGCGGAGCGCGUGUGGUGUACGUGUUUGCGGAUUAGAAUAUAGAGCGGCGAGCUCACAGCUCAGACGU
Molecule: messenger RNA, 278 nt
Organism: Emiliania huxleyi CCMP1516
Lineage: Eukaryota; Haptophyta; Isochrysidales; Noelaerhabdaceae
Exons: 1
Coding region: 14-187 (57 amino acids)
Source: RefSeq, a predicted model, not a curated record